Molecule: messenger RNA, 327 nt
Organism: Spirodela intermedia
Lineage: Eukaryota; Viridiplantae; Streptophyta; Magnoliopsida; Alismatales; Araceae
Source: the annotation of a GenBank genome assembly
AUGAUAGUCCAUGCAGUGGUGGCGUUACUGGUGAAGAAGCCGGUGCUCGACUUGCUCCGGCAGCUGCUGCCGGUAUUUUGGCUGUUCAACCUCAGCCUCCCGCUGGCGCGGAACCUUCACGGAAUAUGCCGGGUCUUCCGGCGGGCAUCGGCUCUGGUGCUCUUCCGCCUCGGUCACAUCCCCGGUGCCCGUGUCGCCCGCUUCCGCCGCGCCGUCCAGCUGCUCUGGUACGAGAUCGGUGCUUCCAGGGGAAACCUCGGGGGCCGCCAGCACCCCAGCGUCCUCGACGACAGCACCAUCAGUAGCCUCCUCUCUGUCGCCAUCUGA